This is a messenger RNA of Prinia subflava (tawny-flanked prinia), 1033 nucleotides long. RefSeq names its product asteroid homolog 1 (gene ASTE1). The record is from RefSeq and is a predicted model, not a curated record. Bases 144 to 836 code for a protein of 230 amino acids. NCBI's taxonomy places the organism in Eukaryota, Metazoa, Chordata, Aves, Passeriformes, Cisticolidae. The transcript has 4 exons.
GGACAAGUUAAUGGAGGUAAAUGGUUGUCACAACAGAUCACACUUAACAGUGUUUCACGAGUGACACAGAAAUAGUUGGGACUCACGUUUGCCAUCUGGCCACUUACUAAAUGUGAUGUCUGAACUAAGGCACCUCAGUGCCCAUGUCAUGCCGUCAGAUGCUUUUGCUGGAGACUCUGGGAGUGAAAAUGAGUGUCCUAGAACCUGUCCCAAGUCAUUUACAACUGCCUAUUGCUGUAACAUGUCACUGGAUACGUUGUUCAGAACCACGAGUGAAGCUGAACCAGUUAAAGGCUCUGCUUCUGAUGAUAGUUUCUGGAGAACUGCAGAGGAUAACCGAUGAUCCAGAUCCCACAGUUCUACCUGCUGAAGAUGACAACAUUGCAUAUAAGGAAUUUCUAAAAUGGAAGGAAAAGAAACUGGAAAAUAACGACUUCGAUUUAGAUGCUGCACACAGUUUUUGCCAGUGGCAGUGCUGUCUUCAAAUGGGAUUGUAUCUCAACCAGCUACUUGGUACUCCUCUCUCUGAGCCAGACCUAAGUAGGCUUUACACUGGGACCCUUGUGCACAGACUGUAUCAAGAGCUCAAAUCAGCACCUUCAGUAGAAAAUCUGUUUAUCUCGUCUCCAAAAAUGGCUCAGCUUUAUCUGGUUUUGUUAAAUACAGUGGAGUCAGUGGUAUCUCCAGACUUCUUUCAGACAAAGAUGAAGACCAGAUCAGGGUCCUGCAAAAAGAGGAAAGCAUCUAACAAGAAAAAACCAACCAGAUGUGCUAGGCCAGAAACUCAGCAUUUCUGCAAUGUUAAUAGGUUUGCAUCACUGGAAGUGGAUGACUGAAAACAUUAUUCUUGGAAUAACUUCUCAUGCCAUGCUGAUGAGAGAAGUAACAUUAAAUUAUGUGACUGUAUUGGAAUUUGCUCAACUGUUUUCAGACAAGUUCCUGAUUCAGUCUUUACCAAAAAACUUGCUUCAGGAGAUCUUUUUUAUUUACCUUUUUGUAACUUACAUUUGUAUAAAAGAAAUGCUGUCUAAAA